Messenger RNA from Oncorhynchus gorbuscha (pink salmon), 4873 nucleotides. Its product is annotated as BDNF/NT-3 growth factors receptor-like. NCBI's taxonomy places the organism in Eukaryota, Metazoa, Chordata, Actinopteri, Salmoniformes, Salmonidae. Gene Ontology annotation, molecular function: brain-derived neurotrophic factor binding; ATP binding; brain-derived neurotrophic factor receptor activity. The transcript has 18 exons. Gene Ontology annotation, biological process: trans-synaptic signaling by neuropeptide, modulating synaptic transmission; multicellular organism development; protein phosphorylation. Gene Ontology annotation, cellular component: axon; plasma membrane; signaling receptor complex. The record is from RefSeq and is a predicted model, not a curated record. The coding region runs from base 726 to 3122 and encodes 798 amino acids.
ACACACGUCUAAAGAUAAGGCCUCAGGUGAAUAACCGGGAGGAGAGGAGAGCGCUUUAACCCCUGACCAUCUGGAGCAAUCGCAGUAGAAUUGGAACGAUGGCUGGAGGGCGUAUUCCUGACGGCGUCUACGAUCUAUAACAUAUGUUUUGAUGCUGGUACGCGCGCCGCCUCUUCCUCAGUACACUGACUGAACAACGCGACAAUAGCCUAAACGGUGUGUGCUUUCGGCUCCAUCGUCUCAGUUGGUUAUCUAUUCAUCCACGGCUCUGAAUCUGGCAGACCUGCACAGGACAUCGUGUUUUGUGUGGAAUUUGGCCUAUCUGUGUCAUCUGUCUGAGAGUCGGGGGAGAGAGAGAAAUAUAGAGAGAAAUAGAGAGAGAAAUAGAGAGAGAGAGAGAGAGGAGGGAGGAGAGAGAGAGAGAGAGAGAGAGAGAGAGAGAGAGAGAGAGAGAGAGAGAGAGAGAGAGAGAGAGAGAGGGAGAGAGAGAGAGACAGACAGCGCAAAGGAAUCCUUGGCAUACACACACGUCGGUGUCUCGAUGUGAUUUUGAGUGACUGGCUGCAUUCUUGUGGAGACGAGCGGAACGGAUAAACCUAUUUUCAUCGUCUCACCCAUUUGCGCGGAUAGCGGCUGGUGCAUGCCCGUCUGGGUUGAGCAUCUAACAGCGUCUCUUUCUGCUGGAGCUUUGCUGAUCCGAGCUGUCCUUGGUGGAGGGAGCCGAGAUGAGCGCCUUUCGGAGGGGUAGCUGGGUGUCUCUGUUGGAGUUGUGUUGGGUAUUAAUGGGACUGUGGAGGCUCGGGGCCGCCUGCCCUGCGUCCUGCUCCUGCAGCGGGACCAGGAUCGCCUGUGUGGACCAGGAGCGGGGCAUCAUGGCUUUCCCAGUGCUGCAGUCUGAGCUGGAGAUGGACAACAUCACGGACAUAUAUAUUGCAAAUCAGAGUAGCUUCUCAUCCAUCAAUGACAAAGACCUGCAUUAUUACCGGAACCUCACGAAUCUAACUGUGACUAACAGCAGGCUUACCUAUGUGUCUCGACUGGCUUUCCAGAACAACCUCAAACUCCAGUAUCUGAAUCUGAAAGACAACAACUUGUCAUCUCUUUAUUGGAGGAUAUUUCGACAUUUAAACAUAUCAAAUCUGAUUCUUUCAGGGAACCCGCUGCACUGUUCCUGUGAGAACAUGUGGAUGAAGCUGUGGCUGGGAGAGGAGGCUGAUGCUCAGGAGCUCAGAUGUAUAGAGGAGGGUGGCGGGAGGAAACCUCUCACCAGGCUCAACCCCCCUCACUGUGUGGUUCCCAUGGCGACUCUGAGCCCAUCCAAGGUGACGGUGCAGGAGGGUGCUGAUGUGGUGUUGACAUGCAACACCUCUGGAGCGCCAUCUCCUGAGCUCAUCUGGAACAUGACCCCACUCGUCUCCUACAAUGAGAUUGAGGCCUCAGGGCAGGUGUCUGAGCUCCAUCUCUAUAACCUCUCCUCACUGGACAACAACUGUAAGAUCACCUGCAGCGCUGAGAACAUUGUGGGCGAGAAUGAGUCCUCAGUCUUCCUCGACAUCCUCUUUCCCCCUAACAUCAGUAAAUUGAGUGAUGCCUACUCAGACCACCACUGGUGCAUCCCAUUCAGUAUGUCUGGGAACCCAAAACCUGAUCUCCGCUGGCUGUUAAACGGGGAGCCGGUGAAUGAGGGACCCUACAUCAUGACUAUGAUCCAUGACUUCUCUGAGAGGGAGUUCCACGGCUGCCUGCAGCUGGACAGCCCCACACACAUCAACAACGGACCGUACACCCUGCUGGCCAGCAACAAGUACGGACAAGACCGCAAGACCGUCGAGGCUCACUUCAUGCUUGACCCCUUUGAUGGAGGAACAGUGACAGAACCACUUUACUAUGACCCAACUACAGAGGACACACCUCUAGAGCCACCAGAAGACAGAGUUGCUGUAUAUGUGGUCGUAGGGAUUGCAGCAGUAGCCUUCAUGGGUUUUCUAUUGAUGCUGGUCAUCUUGAAAUUCGGGGGAAACUCAAAGUUUGGAAUCAAAGGUGCGUCAUCGGUGAUCAGUAAUGAUGACGACUCGGCUUCUCCUCUCCACCACGUGUCCAAUGGCAGUAACACUCCGUCCUCCUCUGAGAUGGGCCUAGACGCAGUCAUCAUCGGCAUGACCAAGAUCCCCGUUAUCGAGAACCCUCAGUACUUCCGCAGCAACAGCAUGCUCAAAUCAGACACCUUUGUCCAGCACAUCAAGAGACACAACAUAGUGCUGAAGAGGGAGUUGGGAGAGGGGGCGUUUGGGAAGGUUUUCCUGGCUGAGUGCUAUAACCUGUCUCCUGAGCUCGAAAAGAUCCUGGUAGCCGUCAAGACCCUGAAAGAGGCUAGUGAGAAUGCAAGGAAGGACUUCCACCGGGAGGCCGAGUUACUGACCAACCUGCAGCACCAGCACAUUGUCACGUUCUACGGUGUGUGUGUGGAGAGCGACCCCCUCAUCAUGGUUUUUGAGUAUAUGAAGCACGGGGACCUCAAUAAGUUCCUCAGGGCUCACGGUCCCGACUCCGUGAUGAUGGGUGACGGUCCGACCAAUAGGCCCGUGGUUUUGACCCAGUCCCAGAUGCUGCACAUCGCCCAGCAGAUUGCUGCAGGCAUGGUCUACCUGGCCUCCCAGCACUUUGUCCACCGAGACCUGGCCACACGUAACUGUCUGGUGGGAGAGAACCUGCUGGUGAAGAUCGGUGACUUCGGCAUGUCCCGAGAUGUGUACAGCACGGACUACUACAGGGUAAGUGUGGGGGGUCACACCAUGCUGCCCAUCCGCUGGAUGCCUCCAGAGAGCAUCAUGUACAGGAAGUUCACCACAGAGAGUGACGUGUGGAGUCUGGGCGUGGUCCUCUGGGAGAUCUUCACCUACGGCAAACAGCCCUGGUACCAGCUCUCCAACAACGAGGUGAUUGAGUGUAUUACACAGGGGCGUGUCCUGCAGCGGCCUCGCACCUGUCCCAAAGAGGUGUACGACCUGAUGCUGGGGUGCUGGCAGAGGGAACCCCACAUGAGACACCACAUCAAGGAUAUCCACAGCUUACUGCUCAACCUAGCCAAGGCCUCUCCUGUCUACCUGGACAUCCUUGGCUGAGAGAGUGUGUGUGCGCAUGGUUGAGUGUGUGUUUGAAGCUACGAUCAAACUCUUUAAGGCAAUCAGAAGAUUCCCCAACUAUUCCCUUGUGCCCUACCCUCCCCCGCUCCCUCUCUCUCAUACUUUCUUCCUACUUCUACUCUGUCAUGCAUCUCUUUACCCACCAUCUAUUUUCUUCCUACUCAAGAGACAUUAAGAAUGGUUUGCAGUGGGAAGGCUUCCAUUUCUUCAAAGGCUUUUUAACGGCGCCUAAAUGGUCUACUGUAAAUGGCUAAGAGGGCUGUACUAUAGUAUAUACGAGCAGGCAGUGGGAGGUGCCAUUUGGUCCAAUUGGUUUCUGGAAACUCCAUCCUUCUGUAAAUAAAAUCCCUGGAGUCCAGAAGAGGUGCCUCCACUGCAGAUGGGUGAUUUUGUCUCUGUACAUACCGGACAUACAGCUACCAGACCCCAGCAAUGUCCUGAAAAGACUUGAGACGCAUUGCACCAUCUGAGGAGACAUAGAAGCAACCAGACUAUUAUUUCCCCUCAUGUCAACAAGGCAUGACAUAAGACAUUUCCCCUCAUGCUGACAAACAAGAACAAAUGAAAUGCUAUAACUAAGUGGUAUUCAAAGUCAGGGCAACAAAUGGGGGUUGGGGGGACCAAAAAAUUAAGAGCACAGAUUAUUGUAUGGGACAAUAUAAGAUCAUUUGAAAAACAUUUUAUUCAGUAUUUUUAUUUAUUUGUUUCUUGUCAUUUUGGUAAGAUAUGAAAAUGCAAUGAAUUUAAUGUUAAUUGUGAAUGUAAAAAUUCUAUGAUUUUAAGGUUGUGUCAUAAAAUUUUGGGUGGGGUCGUGAGAGAUUAUUGGGGGAAAAAAUGGGAUCCUCAUAAAUUCUGAUGAAAAAAUGGGGUCCCCACUAAAAAUGUUCUAACUGAGAAAGAGAGUUUGGGCUGUGUGAGAUGGUCCUUUCAUUGUUAGUGGUGAGGAUCUCCGUUUAGGCGUGGUUGGGUCAACUGUGGUAGAAUCAUGACACACACACACACACACACACACACACACACACACACACACACACACACACACACACACACACACACACACACACACACACACACACACACACACACACACACACACACACACACACACACACACACACACACACACACACACACACACACAUCUCCACCCCCUACUACAUAAACACUCAAAAGGCUUCUGAAGGAAAUUGAAUUGUGCAUGUUUUAUUAUUUUAGUCUUGGCCACAGUGCUUUAGCCACGCUGCCCCAGCCCUUGUCAGUAAUGGUGUAAUGUAUAUUUCAUUAAGGAGCUCAUGUUGGCCAUUAGCACAGUCUCCCCUCAGACAUGUAAGACAUUGUUUUAUGGGAGGGAAAGGAGAUGAGGAAGUGGGGAGAAGGAGAGAGACAGCGAGAUAGAGAAGAGUGAAGAGGGAGAGCACGAGGCCUGAAUGUCUGCAGGGAAAUAGAGAGAUAACAUCCAUCAUAGUGCGGUCUGGACGGUUUUAGAAACCACAGCUCUUUACUUCACACACCUCGCAUUUCUAUGGGCUCCUCAACCCCACCACCCCACACACACAGCAUUUUAUUGGUUUGGUCAUAAGCUCAUUGCUAUUUAAUUUGUUCUAUUUAUCAUUUUUGAUAUCUACUGUAUGUUCACCAUGCCCAUUUUGUAUUUCUUGUAAAUUCUUUGGUCUGAAUCGAGGUCUGAAUCAAAUUCAAAGUGAGUGAUUAAAUUGAUUAUGCUGACAGUA